AAAUAAGAUGAUCGCCAUCUUGUAUGGUUGUCUUGACACUCGCAGCGAAGUUUUCUCUACAUAAAUCUUCGUCAAUCUUCUUUCAAGACUGAAAGCAGCGGUCGUAGAAAUAGCAAAAUCAAUCUCUAUGAAGGCAUUGUGAGCGUCUGAGCCCUACCAUCACUGCAUAGAUUGUUAAAAACAUGGGCUGUGGAUCAUCGCAAGUUGUCGCGCCUGAACAGAACGCCAUUCGUAAUGGUGACGUGAAGAGAGAAUCACCCCGACCAAAUGAACAAGAGCAUCAACCACAACCUGAGGUGAUACGACAAGAAACUCCUAAAGAAAAGAGGAAAGAUUCAGCGAAAUCAAGUAGUAGCAGCUCAAGUAGUAGCAGCUCAAGUAGUGCAAAAUCCAAGAAAAGUCGUCCUGAAACUGCACCGGGUGGAGAUGCGCCGGCUCAAAUCGAAAACCAGCAACCUGCGCAAGAAACAGAAGCUCCUCAAUCAAAUAACAACAAAGACAGUGAAGGGCCAGUGGUUGUAACAACAGUAGUAGCUGAUGAAGUUGAGAAGGUCGAAGAGGCUCCAGAUGAAACGACGACUCAAGGUGAAGGCAACACUGAAGGAAACGAAAAACCAGCAGAGGAGCAAGAACGCGAGAAGCCGAAUUUCAGCGAGGACGUGUUGAGAGAGUUCGUGGAGGUAGAAAAUCAAAUACAGACCUUGGAAGGAAAGGGCGCUGAGAAUGAAUAUCCAAUUAAACAUGCGCGGCUUGUGGAAUUGUACAAAAAACUUUCCGAGAAUACUGUGAAAGUUCAACAGCUCAAGGCUCAAACUGCCAAAGAGUACCAGGAUGUGGUAGAUGUGAGUGCAGCAUACAAUGUGCGGUCUUUCUUUGUCAGUGCUGAUCAACUAAAUGCAGAGGUAGCUAAAGAACGGAGCGAGUAUGUGGAAGCUUUAAAUAAGCAAGAAAUUGCUGAGCAAGAACUUGAAAGCCUGAAACAACAAUAUCAGAAACUGUAUAAUGAAGUAGUAUCUGCAAAGAAGGAUCAAGAUGAGCUACAGAGCUUGAGAAAUAAAGAAGAAGAGUUGUUGGGCCGCAUUUUCAAUGAUUCUUAUGGUAGUGACAAGGAAUGGAAGUUAGAAAUGGAGCUUGAAUUACUGGCAGAAAGAAAAACAAGAAUCAGUGCUGCAAAUACUCGCUGGCAUGGUGCCAGUGUAUAUCUUACUCAUGCUACAAAGCAACUCAGUUGGAGUGCCCGGCGCUGGGCACAGAUUUCAUCGCAUAAUGUUACACUUCCAGUGGUCAAAUAUACAAUGGUUGCAGAAACAAGAAAUCACAUUAUUGCAGCAAUUCAAAACAUCUCUAGUGCUUAUGGGAGCCUCAAACCAGUGACUGCUCCUUACUGCACUCCAGAAGACCUGGAGGUUUUGAAGGCCAUUACAAACUCAAUUUUCAAUGAUGUCAAUGUGCCAGCAAGUUAUCAGAAGACAUAUAAUGUGCUUUGUGUAAUCUUCUCCAAAUGUUCAAGCCUUCUUCAAUGGGUUAAUCGUGUUGUUGAGGAAACCAUCUCUAAAGACUUAGCUGAAGUGAAGAAGGAAUUCCAUGAAAAGUACUAUGAACUGAAAGAGGAAAGAAUGAAUCUGAUUAAAAGUAAAGUGAAGGAAAAACUUGGAGUUGAACUGGAGAUGGAAGUAAAGAGAGAUGAAUUCAUAGGUGAUGACUCCUCUGCUGAAGAAGCUGACAUUGCCAAACCAGGAGCAGUUGCCAAAGAAGAGGGAGAUGAUCAGGCUCCUGAGCCAGAGGAUAAAGAAGGGUUACCUGCAGAGGCUCCACCCUCUGGAGAUGGGGAGGCACCAGCUGAGGCAGAAGCUGGGGAAGACAGUGCUGAUGCCCCGCCCAAACCUGUGCCUUUGUCUGAACUUGCUCCUCCUCCAAACCAAGAAGAUCUCUUUGGUAACAUUGAUCAACUAAAGAAACAACACGAAGAGGAGCUGGCAGAGUUCGAGAAGCAGCAAGAAUUAAACAAGACUCGUGUAGAGCAAGGCUUGCAGGAGAAGCUGAGAGCGCGGCGAAGCAGGAGGCGUAAGAUGCAGGCUCAAGAGGCUGAAGCAAGUGCACUCUCUGGAGGGGAAGGUAGCAGUGAGCCUCCGCCACCUUCAGAAAUGGGACUCUAACUCUAAGUAAAUGAGACCUUUUCUUGCCUGUUGUUUUUUGCUUGACUCUUUGCUUGUAGAAAGACAUAUUGAUCCUACGGUAGUCAAGCUUUUAGAUUUGGAUUCCUUUGCAACACUGACUAAAGAUGAACCUCAGUUCACAACCGCGUGAUUCACUGAUGUUUCUUGCUGAUAUUGAUGGAAAGGAAUGAGUAAGCGUCAUAAGUGGUUUGUGGCAGUACUAUUAAGAACAACUCUGCCCAUUUUUAGAUCACUCCCUCUUUUUAAUGGAAAAGGGCGGGACGUUGUCUCAAUUUGGUCAGAUUUGCGGUCGAGUGUUUGCGAGCUGAGGUCCAUACGCAUAUCCAUAUUUUUUGAAAUGUAAAAACUCGCAAAAUUAUCUAUUUGAUCUUGCCCAGUCUGCACAUGUAGUACAUAAUUUAAUCACGUAGACAUUGUAAGCGCAUCCUGCUCUCAGUUGAUUGAACUGCAAUUUUCCCUGCACAGGGUUAAGUAUCAAGUGUAUUUUUUGAGCCGUACUGCCUACCUUAAAGAGGUAUUGAAUUUGUUGAUGGUGUUCUGUUGUGUUGUGGGAUAUCAUAAACACAGAGUUUCUUCACAGCGAUUGCAACUGGGCAUUUGCUUAAUUUUUGCAACUAUGAAGCGAUUCAAGGAAUAAAUAAUAUAUACCUUAUUUUUUGUUGAAGGUUUCAGGAGAUAAUGAUCUUUCAUUCCGACACGUACACAUUUUACCAGUAAAGCUAGGGCUAGAUGCAUUCUUUGAAGUUUACAUCGCCUGAAAGAGAGAAAGAAAAAUAAUGUGAACAAUCAUUGAGAAAAUAUUUCCAUUAUGUGGAAAGGAUGUUUUUCAUAUUUUUCUACAGGAAUUAUUUAUGUAAAGCCAGGAUAUGACUCUUUCUUAAAUUUUUUCAAUUUAUUUUCUUGUUUUUUUCACUGAAAACUAGAUGUACCUGGAUUAGUGCAUUUAACUGAAAAAUUAAGGUUAGCAUUUAGAAUUUGGCAAAUUAGAGUUGACUCUAAUUUUAAACACAUAUGGUCGUUGAUUUGCUAUUGUUUUUACCGAAUUGGAAUGAAGUGAAGCGCACGCUUAUAAGUGGUCAUUUUGUGUUUUAUCGUAUUCGAGUGUUGAUUGUAGAUGGUUUUUAAAGGUUUCAUUCAGGUCUUACCUUGAAAGUAGUCCGAGUGGUCGAGUGUAAUCUAACUUGUCCCGUUUGUGGGACUGAGAUAAAAUGUAGUUCGGUGACGUGAAGGUGUUAAUCAUUUUCAAAGAUUGUAAUUUAGACAUCUGAAAGAUUAGAUUGUUGUAGAUUUGUAAAAUACUUGUAACGCGUACAUACGCAUGCACCUUCGGUGGCUUGUUGUUAAGUUCAAGGUCAUCAUGUAUUUAUUUGGAUCUUUCGAGAAAGAAUAAAAAGUUCAAUGGAA
Pocillopora verrucosa is the source of this 3581-nucleotide messenger RNA. RefSeq lists its product as uncharacterized. Gene Ontology annotation, cellular component: cilium. NCBI's taxonomy places the organism in Eukaryota, Metazoa, Cnidaria, Anthozoa, Scleractinia, Pocilloporidae. The record is from RefSeq and is a predicted model, not a curated record.